AGGGUCACUUUGACUCGAACCCUCUGGGAGUGUGAGUGUGUCUGUGUUCAUUCACGUGAAAAGAAAACCCCCCCACUUUCCGCCCCUUUCUCGACACGGAGGCCUAUGCAAGCAAGCUUUCCCCCCACCAAACGACACCGAGACCGUUUUAUCUUUCCAACUCGCAACAGUAGUCUCCCCCUCCUCCCUCUCUCUUUUCAGUUCAGCGCUUUUUUUUCUUCCUACCGUGAAGUGAACUGCCGCCAUGUUCUUCUGAGCCAGUAUGACAGUCAGACGGGAGGAAGAGAGACAGGGACAUAGUCUGUGACUAAAACGACGGUUUAACUCAGCUUUUCGGAGUAUGAGAGAGAUAUUUUAACGCAACUGAACGUUUAGAACGGUGGAAGUUUUCCGUAAAAAUUUUUUUUUUGCAACAGAAGAGCCGUUCGGAUUUACAGAGAAAUCGGCGUGUCCGGAUGUUACAGCGCGAUAUAUUUUAUUUUCCUAUGGCGUAGGCACCUUUAUAUAAAGGCUGCUCUUUUUACACAUUUGGGGGUCGGAGGGUCGCCUCCGGUCGAAUCUAUAAGCACAUCCUAGUCUGUUUUUAAAAACCUGUUUUUUAACCGAAAAAAUACACGGAGUAAAUGUCUAAUUUGUGUGAAAUAGAAGAAAAACACAUUCCAACAUUCGUUCGUGACUCUGAAAGGAUGACUAUCGAUACUAACGGGAUUUAAUUGGUGUUUUGGACGUUUAAUUGAUUAUCAAAGACUCAUCAUUUGCCGUCUACGAGAUAUUAAAGACGACGAUAGGGGAAAUACUAUUAUUUCCUUCCUUGAAGCCCUACGGUGAGCGGAUUCCAAAGAUGACGGGCUCUACCCCGGCAGACAUGAUUAACCUGCGUCUCAUCCUGGUCAGUGGGAAGACGAAAGAGUUCCUGUUUUCUCCCAAUGACUCGGCCGCAGACAUUGCCAAACACGUCUACGAUAACUGGCCAAUGGACUGGGAGGAGGAACAGGUCAGCAGUCCUAACAUCCUGAGGCUCAUCUACCAGGGUCGCUUUCUACAUGGAAACGUCACGCUAGGAGCUCUCAAACUGCCUCUGGGGAAAACCACAGUGAUGCAUUUAGUUGCCAGAGAGACGUUGCCUGAGCCAAACUCCCAAGGUCAGAGGAACAGAGAGAAAACUGGAGAGAGUAACUGCUGUGUCAUCCUGUAAAUACCCACAUCCAUCCCUCCCUCCCACACCCACCGCCAUCCCUCCCUCACCCACCCACCCACCUCCAUCCAUCCCACACCCACCCACCCACCUCCAUCCCUCCCUCACCCACCCACCUCCGUCCAUCCCACACCCACCCACCUCCAUCCAUCCCACACCCACCCACCUCCAUCCAUCCCACACCCACCCACCCACCUCCAUCCCUCCCUCACCCACCCACCCACCUCCAUCCCUCCCUCCCACACCCCCCUCCCUCCCUCCCACACCCCCCUCCCUCACCCACCCACCUUCAUCCCUCCCUCCCUCACACACCCACCUUCAUCCCUCUCUCCAUCGCCCCUAUCUUGGAUCCAACCAACACACUGUCCUGUCCUGCAGUCUCUCUAGAAUUCUGCUGCUGCACACACACACACACACACACACACACACACACACACACACACACACACACACACACACACACACACACACACACACACACAAAACAUUGUGUUCCUCAUAGCAAUACAGUGCACUUGCUCAUAAACUGUGUGUGUGGGCCGGUCUCUCUCACUCAGACUUAACCACUAAAUAAACCCACGCUCCCAUCUGCCCCCCCCCAACACACACACCCCCGUUGACCACCCACUUAUCUAGAUGUGCUGUCUGUCUCCCAUAGUGCAGCAAAGCAUUGACGUGCCUGAUCAGAACACACACACACACGCCUGUGUCCAUUUUACCUCCCCCUCUAUCACUUGUGUAUAUGCCCUUAAAUCUUACACUAGUGCAUUGACAGACCAAUACAGUCUUUUAUUCACUCAUGAUGGUUCUAGCCAAUUACUAACAAACACACAAACAAACUGUGUUAUUUGACCGUAAUAUCAUGUUGUUGACUGUGUUUUGACAGUCGGUCCUCUCCUCCUUUCUGACCAGUCAGUGUUUUAGAUCAUUCCUCUGUCAGAACCCUCAUCCCCCCCUUUUCACCUGAACGAGGAGAAAGAAACUGAACAAGGGGAAGAAAGACAGACAGAUCUCCCUUCUUCCCCGUUCCUCCUCACCAGAAAGACAGACAGAUCUCCCUUCUUCCCCGUUCCUCCUCACCAGAAAGACAGACAGAUCUCCCUUCUUCCCCGUUCCUCCUCACCAGAAAGACAGACAGAUCUCCCUUCUUCCCCGUUCCUCCUCACCAGAAAGACAGACAGAACUCCCUCCCCACCAGAAAGACAGACAAAUUUCCCUUAUUCCCCGUUCCUCCUCACCAGAAAGACAGACAGAUCUGUUGAAUAGUGUUGUGAUGGGUCGGGUCUGCUUGCCAAUCCAAGCCAAGGGGAAGAACCAAUCUGGAAUUAAGUGUUAUUUUCUUUCAAAUCUCUUUCUUCUUCACUUAAAGAAAGAUAAAGGCUUGGAUUUUUUGCACAACAAUGAACGCAUGUGCCCCCCCCCAGCCCCCACCACCACCGAACGACCUGUAAAAAGAGUUUCUUAUUUUACUUAGUAUUUUUCCAAUGGGAAUAAUAUUUUAAAAAAAUAAACUAAGGUAACAUAUGUGUAGAAUAUAUUGAAUAUAAAUAUUCUCUAGAACAUGAUGAUGCCUCUAGAUCCUGUUGAUGCCAGUAUAUUGAUGUUUUUAGUGUCUCUGUGUGCACCAUCAUUAACUAGCUAGCUUCCUAGACAGAAGUUCAAACUGUCACCUUGCUGAUGACGCUACAGUACGUCCCAAAGGACACCCUAUUUCAGAUCUAGUGUGAUACUUUUGACCAAGGCCAAUAGGACCUGCGAAAGACUAGCGCGGGAGGUGUACUUGUACAUCAAGCUGCCUUCAGCUAAAGAAACAGGAGAUGGGCUCCUGCUCAGACAAGGCUACUUACUUAUGCAGGGUCCUGGUCCAAAGUAGUGCACUAUAUAGGGAAUAGGGCCCUGGUCCAAAGUAGUGCACUAUAUAAGGAAUAGGGCCCUGGUCCAAAGUAGUGCACUAUAUAAGGAAUAGGGCCCUGGUCCAAAGUAGUGCACUAUAUAGGGAAUAGGGCCCUGGUCCAAAGUAGUGCACUAUAUAGGGAAUAGGGCCCUGGUCCAAAGUAGUGCACUAUAUAGGGAAUAGGGCCCUGGUCCAAAGUAGUGCACUAUAUAGGGAAUAGGGCCCUGGUCCAAAGUAGUGCACUAUAUAGGGAAUAGGGCCCUGGUCCAAAGUAGUGCACUAUAUAGUGUGCCAUUUAGGGCAUAGUCAACUUGUUGUCCUUUAAGCAGCACAACAGAACUAUUUGAAACAGUUUUUUUAAAUGUACUUUUAUUUUCUGUAUUUCUAUUUCAACUGUUCAUAGUUUAAUAUAAUCCUUUUUUUCUUUCUCUCUCUGUGUGUUUUAUUUUGCUUUGUAACAGCACUAGGUCUUAAAGGUUCUGUCCCAAAUGGCACCUUAUUCCCUAUAUGUUGUACUUCUUUUGACCAGGGCCCAUAAAUAAGGCUCUGGGCCAAGAGGUAGUUCACUACGAAAGGAAAUAGGAGGCUAUUUGGGAUGUAGCCAAAUAUUAUAGUUUAUAUUGCUCAGUGAUCAGGGUUUCAGGCUGUACAGUGAUAAUAUUGAAAAGCAUUUUCUAAAUGAUUGUAAAUAGCACUAAUCUAAUGCUUAUCCCCUAUACCCCUCUUCCAAACUUCAAAUGGAAUAAAUCCAUCUGUCAACUAAAUAAAGAUUAUUGAAGUGCUGCCAUUGAUUUAUGACUUGAUCCAUCUAUUAACUAAAUAUAGAUUAUUGAAAUGCAGCCAUUGACUUAUGUGAUCAUUACUCUCAUUAAACAAUCAUUAUUA
Molecule: messenger RNA, 3974 nt
Organism: Oncorhynchus kisutch (coho salmon)
Lineage: Eukaryota; Metazoa; Chordata; Actinopteri; Salmoniformes; Salmonidae
Gene: ubl3a
Product: ubiquitin-like 3a
Exons: 5
Coding region: 842-1195 (117 amino acids)
Molecular function (GO): protein binding
Source: RefSeq, a predicted model, not a curated record